GCAAUCUUGACUUUUCCCUGCCGCGAUGCCGCAUAGGGUGCAGCUUGUUAGGCCAUGGCGAUGCGCCUUCGCCAGUUCAUCUCUCGACUUCUCUUCCUCCCCAGUGCUGUCUAGGACGCGUGUACCACUGCCCUUCUUGCGGUAUCAUUACCCUCGCUUUCCCCCUCGUCCUCCCCUCGUUCCUUCCUGGCUCCCUCACUGCCCGGUGCAACUGCCCGAGACGACGGACAAUCUCACAAUCUGAGGCAGGAGCUUCCCCUCUCGGCGCAGUCACUCGUUCCCCCGGCCAGCUUGAUCACAGGAGCUCUCAGUCGUUGGGUUUCUAUUCUCUUGCUCCACUCCACCGCUAUCUGUAUCUCAAUCUCUCGCCCAACUGCACAACACGGUACUUCUGAACGUCAACGCCGCUCCCUACAAUGCGCGCCUCUUUCUUGACAUGCGUCCUCGCUGGUCUGACAGCGGUCAAUGCCAUUGCCACCAUCUCGGUUAAGGGCUCCAAGUUUUUCAAGAGCGAUGGUUCCCAGUUCUUCAUCAAGGGUAUCGCCUAUCAGCUGGUGCCCGAUGAUCCCCUUAUCAACAACGACCAGUGUAAGCUCGAUGCCUCUCUGAUGAAGGACCUCGGCGCCAACUCGAUCCGUGUCUACCAUGUUGACCCCAGCGGCGACCAUAAAGCCUGCAUGUCCACCUUUGCCGACGCCGGCAUAUACCUCUGGGUGGACCUGGACACGUUUACCACGCAGAUCAAUCAGGAGUCGCCUCACUGGAAUGAGACCCAAUUGAAGGCCUUCCAGGCUGUCAUGGAUGAAUUCCAGCAGUUCGACAACACCGCGGGUUUCCUUGUCGGUAAUGAAGUUCUUACCAAAGCGAAUGGCUCUGUUGCAGCGCCCUUCGUCAAAGCUGCCGCCCGUGACUUAAAGGCUUAUAGAAACUCGAAGAAAUACCGUGACAUCCCCGUCGGCUACUCCGCUGCCGAUAUCGCCUCACUGCGCCCCAUGCUGCAGAACUACAUGGCUUGUGGUACGAAUGCCUCAGAAUCACUCGACUUUUUCUCCUUGAACGCGUAUGAGUGGUGCGGGCAGUCGUCCUACACCCAAUCCGGCUACAGUCAGCUCACCAAGAAUGCGACCGGUUACAAUAUCCCUAUCUUCCUCUCAGAGACUGGUUGUAUUGAGCCCAAGCCGCGAAACUUUGAUGAUCAACAAGCCAUUUUCGGCGAUGAAAUGUCGUCAGUAUGGUCUGGCUCUAUCAUCUACGAGUGGAUCGAGGAAGCCAACGGCUAUGGCAUCAUCAAAUAUGGAGAGAAAGGUGAAGCUUCCCCGGAGAACCCCGAUGGCUACACCCGCUCUGGAACCCCAACUCCUAUCUCUCCAGAUUUCCCGAACCUGAGCAACCAUUGGAAGACUCUGAAUCCUACUGGUGUCAAGGAGUCCAACUAUAACCCGACUCUAACUCCGCCACCUUGCCCUGCUUACACUUCAGACGUGUGGGAGGUCAACGGUGGCGUUGCGCUCCCAACCCUAGGUCAGACGUUCGACGCUGGCGUUCAGAGUAGCAUCACGAAAGGCACGGCGGCGGCAACGGGAAGCGCCGGCCAAGCUAGUCAGAGUGCAACUAAAGGCGCUGCUCCAGGGAGUCCGAUACGAGAAGUCCAAGGCAUGGGAUUGGGUCUCAUCGGAGUGUUGGUCGGCUUCUUUUGGUGGAUGUGAAACGACACCUGUCCUCUGAAAACGAGGCAAAUGUUCUUCCCAUCCUUUCAAAGGUUCAGUCCAUAAAAUGGUCGACAGUAGUAGUGGGUGGGCUUGGAGUGGGAUCAGUCAAUGCGUCCUUAUCCUACUUGAAAAAGUUGGCAAAAAGUUCGUGUUGGGAUGAUGUUGAUGGAUUUGGCUCCAUCUGUUUUCCCUUCCAUUUACAUGAUUGUAAUGCAUGCAAGACAGCAAGCAUGGCGUUGGUGUGGCCAGCUCUAGAGCUUCAUUCACAUUAUGGAAGAUACCACAGAUUCUGAGUUUGGGGGAUUGUUUUCUGGAAAACCAGAAUUGGAGUGGGGAGUUACAUGUGGGCGUAUAGAUAGAUUGGUGAGGUGUGGUGUAGUACAUAUACAUAUUGGAAUACACAUUUG
Lindgomyces ingoldianus is the source of this 2116-nucleotide messenger RNA. RefSeq names its product glycoside hydrolase family 72 protein. Bases 417 to 1706 code for a protein of 429 amino acids. Gene Ontology annotation, biological process: fungal-type cell wall (1->3)-beta-D-glucan biosynthetic process. The record is from RefSeq and is a predicted model, not a curated record. NCBI's taxonomy places the organism in Eukaryota, Fungi, Ascomycota, Dothideomycetes, Pleosporales, Lindgomycetaceae. Gene Ontology annotation, cellular component: cytoplasm; fungal-type cell wall. The transcript has 4 exons. Gene Ontology annotation, molecular function: 1,3-beta-glucanosyltransferase activity.